This is a messenger RNA of Limanda limanda (common dab), 1657 nucleotides long. RefSeq names its product diphthamide biosynthesis 7 (gene dph7). The transcript has 10 exons. The record is from RefSeq and is a predicted model, not a curated record. Gene Ontology annotation, molecular function: protein binding. Bases 88 to 1440 code for a protein of 450 amino acids. NCBI's taxonomy places the organism in Eukaryota, Metazoa, Chordata, Actinopteri, Pleuronectiformes, Pleuronectidae.
GUCACUACUCUCCAGACAGGAACUAGUGCACCGGGCAGACCAACAUUGAGUGCACCAGCACAGGGAUGUUACGCAGAGCAGGCGGUCAUGGCCUGGAAGUCGAGGACCCGCAAUCUACAAGUGUUUGACACGGAGCUGAGCGCUGACACGGUGGAGUGGUGUCCCGUGUCCCCGUGCCACAACAUCCUGGUCUGCGGGAAUUAUCAGCUACACAAAGGGGUAGGGGUAGAGGAUGCCACACCGAGACGGACUGGUCGAUUGUACCUUUUUGACUUUCGGCGAGAGGAAUCAGUGGGUCCUCCUCUCACCGAGCUGCAGCGCAUCGACACUGCUGCUAUUUUAGAUCUAAAGUGGUGCCAUGUGCCAGUGUCAGGAAAGGCAGUCCUGGGAGCAGCAGCGGCAACAGGGGAGCUGCAGCUGUACACACUGUCUGACAGUCAGGAUGGCAGCCGCAGUCUGCAAACUCUGAGAAGUCUGGAGGUGGGCGCAGAGCGCCUGGCUUUGUCAUUAGAUUGGUCCACUGGAAGAAUGGACAGCAGUGAUGUGCGGAUAGUCUGCAGUGACUCUGCAGGCUGUGUAAGCGUGCUCUCUCUGGCUGAGGGUGCUCUGACAUCUCUUUCGCAGUGGAAGGCUCACAACUUUGAGGCCUGGAUCUCAGCCUUCUCAUACUGGAAUACACAGCUGGUUUACUCCGGUGGUGAUGACUGCAAACUUAAGGGUUGGGAUCUCAGGGUGGGUCCCUCCUGCCCCACAUUUACCAGUAAAAGGCAUUCAAUGGGUGUGUGCAGUGUUCAUAGCAAUCCACAUCGGGAACACAUCCUGGCUACAGGGAGCUAUGAUGAGCAGGUUCUGCUGUGGGAUGGCAGGAACAUGCAGCAGCCUCUUAGUGAGAGUGCCAUGGGUGGUGGAGUGUGGAGGCUGAAGUGGCAUCCGACCCAUCAGGACCUGCUGCUGGCAUCCUGCAUGCACAACGACUUCCAAAUCCUUCACUGCCAGCAGGCCCUAGAGGCCAGUGGAGGAGCCUGUCCUGUCGUCGCAUCCUACAUCCUCCACAACUCACUCGCGUACGGAGCAGACUGGUCCCGACUGUCCCUGGAGCAGCCUGCUCCCUGCUCCCCUCCCCCUGGAGAACCAAAGGAAAGCCUCAUAGAGACCAGAGGAGGGGGACACCUAAGGAUUCAGUACGAAUCUCCCACUGCCAGCUUUGAUACGUCCCUGGAGGAUGAUGCCGGACGAUACAUCCCAGAGGAUAUUGAAGCACCGUCCUCCACCCCUACAGCAGGCCCUACCCUCAACCCUGAUGGUGAUGCCCCCUCACUGUCCUGUCUACUCGCAAGCUGCUCAUUCUAUGACCAUAUGAUGCAUGUGUGGCGCUGGGACUGGACGAUAGAUGAGGCUCAUAAGGAAUCUGAGCAACAAACAUCUUCCGUCAAAUUAUAAAAUGAACCAAAGCUCAGCAGAAUAUAAAGCCCAGCUAUGACAUGGGCAUGAUAUACUGUUCUCAAGCUCCUUUCCCUCUGCAAUACCUUACCACAAAAUGUUUAAGUUACAAAACCCUAUUUUCAUAAUUACAUGGAUUUUUAUAAACUUGUAUUUAAACAGAUUAUGUACAGUCCUUAUACUGUUUAUUACAAUAAAACCAUUCACCCAAAACUCA